AUGACCAAAGUUGAUACUGUGGCCUCUGUUCGUCCAGAAAAUGAUCAGCCAGUCACCACUUCAGCAAAAAAGAAGGAAAAGAAGAGAAAGCCCUACGUGAAGAGAGCAUGUCUUUCUUGCCACUCUGCGCACGUAGCAUGUGAGGCUGAGAGACCUUGUAAGAGAUGUAAAAAGAAGGGAAUUGCUUGUGUGGAUUAUAUUCCUUCCAAGAAGAAGUCAUCAUCAAAGGAGGAAGAUGAUGAACAAACCGAUGUGAGUGAUAAUGAAAAUCCUCUUGUUGUACAACAGCAAGAACAAGAACACACCUCUCCAAGAAAGAAGAAGAGAAGAUCCCCUACUAGUGGCGAGCCAUCGUGUGUUAUUAGGAUUUCUGCUCCAUCUUCAAUGGAUGAACAAACAUCCUCUUCCAACAAGCAACAACAAGAACAAUCGGAAGCCUUGAAUAAUUCUUCGAGUGCUCUCGUCAAGUCAGCCCUCACAUCAUCAUCCUCAGCUGAUAUUAAGAAGAGAAAGACUUCAAAGAGAAGGAAGGAUUCUUCAUCGAUUAAAUCACCACCAGUACUACCAUCCAUAAAGAUUGAAGAUGUUCCUCUUGAAGAGGAUUCAAUGCAUACAUCAUCCCCAACAAUAACUUCUGCCGACCCAGUUAGUUUUGAUCCUAUAACCAAUAAUUUACCAAUCUCGUCUCAAACAAUACCACAACCUAAUAUGAUUAAUGCUAGUAUGGUUAACCCUGACAUUGCAGCUUCUGACAACAAGUCUCAAAUGUCAAUGUAUCAACCAUAUUUCUGGAAUCAAAAUCCAAUGAUGCAACAAUGGUUUGCUAUGCAAAUGGCACAAUACCAAGCACACAAUCAACAUCUUCAACAACAAACAGGACAACCUCAACAAAAUAUGGUCUAUCCACCAUUCUUCAUGAUGCCAGUAAUGCCUCAACAACAAGCCCACACAUUCCCAGUACAAACACCUACCUCUCCAAUGCAAACAGAUGUUGCAAUGUCACCAUCAACUGCUUUUCCAACUAUUGAGCAAUCAUAUAAUCCUGCAUAUGCACUUUCGUAUAGUGUACCAAAACCAAUCACCAUGUUGGAAAAUACUGAUGAUGGAUUUUCAUUCUUUGACAAUUCAGCAAACACCUAUCCUGAUAAUGGAAAUGCAUUGAUUGAAGAAUUAGAUGUAAACAAUAAUGGACUUGUGGAAGAACAUUCUAAUGAUGGAUAUAAUAAUGAAGAAAAACCAACACAAACUGUAACCACUCCUCCACCAAACAAUAAUACUACUGAUAAUCUGGCAUUCUUUGAAGAUGAUGAUUACUUUGGUACUAGUGCUGCAGAUUCUUAUCCUAACUUUCCAGAUUACACUUCCUCUCCACAGCCAACAUUCCAAGAACCUCAAGAAAAGAAAAAACCAAUUGUUGCCCCUCAAAAAGCAACAGAUGAUGAUAUUAUAGAUCUGAUUACAUCUGAGGCUUCUCUAUUGACUGAAAAAUCUAAAGAACAACAAAACAAUCAAAUCAACAGUCCAAACACAACACUGUCAAAUAUUGAUUCUAGUGGUACUAAUGGCUCAUCAGACAUUGACCUCACUGUGAAUGACAUUAAUUAUGUAAUCAGUCAAGCUCCAGAUAAUAUGAUUUCAAAGCAAACUAUUGGAGAACUCAUCAAGAGAAUAUGGCAAACCCAAGAAAAUCAAACAAAGGAAAUUAACGAACUCAAACAAUUGGUUAGUGAACUCAAGAGGAUGAUCAUUUCAUAAACUUUGCACCUAAGAUUUCAAAAGAUAAUAAACCAUUAAACUUUUU
Molecule: messenger RNA, 1801 nt
Organism: Naegleria gruberi
Lineage: Eukaryota; Heterolobosea; Eutetramitea; Acrasida; Naegleriidae
Exons: 2
Coding region: 1-1755 (584 amino acids)
Biological process (GO): regulation of DNA-templated transcription
Molecular function (GO): zinc ion binding; DNA-binding transcription factor activity, RNA polymerase II-specific
Source: RefSeq, a predicted model, not a curated record